Neltuma alba is the source of this 1935-nucleotide messenger RNA. RefSeq names its product SUPPRESSOR OF GAMMA RESPONSE 1. The transcript is spliced from 6 exons. Gene Ontology annotation, molecular function: transcription cis-regulatory region binding; DNA-binding transcription factor activity. The coding region runs from base 200 to 1513 and encodes 437 amino acids. The record is from RefSeq and is a predicted model, not a curated record. NCBI's taxonomy places the organism in Eukaryota, Viridiplantae, Streptophyta, Magnoliopsida, Fabales, Fabaceae. Gene Ontology annotation, biological process: regulation of DNA-templated transcription. Gene Ontology annotation, cellular component: nucleus.
AAAUUUAAACAUAAAUAAUGUCAAAAAAGUUUUCCUUUGUUCUCGGAUGCUCCUUUUUCAUUGGUAUAUACACUUGAAUACAGUAAAGGGACAAAUUUAAAAUCCGCAACCGGAGAAGUUUCUCAGUGAAUCGAAGAAACAGAUGGUUUUGAUCUCUGACGCGACCUGACCUGCAUCAUCAUCUUGCUCCGUCUCUCCUAUGGCUGGGACAUCAUGGUUGGUGGACAAAAGUAGAAUAGCAACCAAAAUAAAGAGUGCUGCUGGGGCAUUUGAUCCUGAGAAGGUUACAUGGAAAAGCAAUCCUACCAGAGCUUGUCCAAAUUGUCAACACGUUAUUGAUAACAGCGAUGUAGCACAAGAAUGGCCUGGAUUGCCAAAGGGUGUGAAAUUUGAUCCAUCGGAUCAAGAUAUAAUAUGCCACUUGCUUGCUAAAGCUGGUGUGGCAAAUUCAAGACCUCAUCCUUUCAUUGAUGAAUUUAUCACUACUCUUGAAGUGGAUGAUGGAAUUUGUUAUACUCAUCCAAAACACUUACCAGGUGUCCAUCAAGAUGGAAGUGCAACCCACUUCUUCCAUAGAGCAAUCAAGGCUUACAAUACUGGCAAUCGUAAGCGUAGAAAAAUACAUGGUCAGGAUUUUGGUGAUGUCCGCUGGCACAAGACUGGAAGAACUAAACCUGUCAUGUUGGACGGGGUUCAGAAGGGCUGUAAAAAGAUUAUGGUUCUUUAUAUGACCAUGGUUAGAGGAGGUAAAGCUGAGAAAACUAAUUGGGUUAUGCAUCAAUAUCACCUAGGGACACAAGAGGAUGAGAGGGAAGGAGAGUAUGUUGUUUCUAAGGUUUUCUACCAGCAGCAGCAGGUCAAAUCAGGGGAUAAGGAUGACCUGGAUAUUCCUGCAAGCACCCUGGAUAUUCCUGGAAGUACUGAAAACAUUGAAGCAACAACUGUGCAAGUUGAUCCAGUCACUCCCAAAUCAGUGACCCCUGAUCCACCUUGUAACAACAAAAGACCACAUUCAAACGUUGAUUUGGGACUAGAAUCGCAUGUCACUCCUCAGCAUCCUUCAAUGGACUGUGAAGAAGAUACGUCUCAAGCAGGUUGUGAAGAGCCAAAAACUGACAUACUCAAGGAAGAAAAUCAAAAUAGCAAUGAAGGAACAGAUAAUAAUGAAGACGUUGAUGUUAUUGAAGAACCUAAAUGGUGGGACAGUGAGUCACAGCAUCUGUUGAAUUCACAACAGCUCGUUGAAGCAUUGUCCUUGUGUGAGGACCUCUUUCACAGCCAAUCUCCCAACAGAGAUGACAAGAGUGAAGAACACAAGGACCGACCCAGUCUUUCUGUCUAUGCUCAGCUAGGACCAGAGCAUCUGAAAAAGGAUCUUGAAGAGUGCCAAAAUCUUGCCAUCGAUCCCGCAAAUAUAGAACUUGAUACGCCUCCUGAGUUUCGACUGAGUCAGCUGGAGUUUGGUUCACAAGAUAGCUACAUUGCCUGGGGUGGCAGCAAGGCAGAGAACUGAUAUCAUUCUUCACACGAGAUAAAAAGAAAAUUAACCUGUCUUGUAACUACUUUUUGAUGCUGGAAGAAGCUUGGGUACGGUUUUUAGGUGUUGAUUAUCACGGCCUUCAAUAGAAUUAUGACAUGUGGAGGAAUCAUUUCUAAGGAGUCGUUGUUAUGAUUUUGAAUCAUUAAAAACAUGUUCACAUGUCAUAAUUUUAUGGGAUAACUUGAUAAUAAACACCUAAGGAACUUUGUCCAGACUUCCCUUUUGUCGAUAAGUUGCCUUAUUUGAUCAGGGAUAUUUUGAAAUAGUACUCCCUGGAUUUACUACCUCGCUGUAAUGGAUGUCACCGAACUUACAGUCAAACAAUGACAUGUGGCUUUUCUGUGUUCUUCACCCUUUAACUUAUCUGAUCUGAGCAUGAGAAUGCUUUUAGAGCA